GAGAAUCGACCUUCCGUUAGUUGGGUAACAACUCUUGGGGCGUUUUGUACCGGUGUCAGCUGGCGACCUCUCUCAUCACUCUUACUACAGACUCAGGUACUACAGUUUGUGUCGGCGAGUGUGAGAGUCAAGAUGGUGGGCGAAUAUGUAUGCACACUGAGCGAGGAGCUGCAGAAGCGGGCGAAAGAGGAGAUCAACGAGGACCCAGAACGGCGAGCUGAGGACAUCCAGCACAUCAGGGACUGGUUGAAACACCAACCGCACAUCAAGGCCAGGACAGAUGACUGGACCAUACUGAGGUUCCUGCGAGGAUGUAAGUUCUCACUACAGCGCACUAAGGAGAAGUUGGACAUGUUCUACACGUGCAAGUCCCUGUGCCCUGAAUGGUAUAAAAACCGCGACCCACAGGACAAGAAAAUGCGUGCCAUCCUCGAACUUGGUGUGUUGUUACCCCUUCCUGGGUAUGAUCACCUUGGACGUAAAGUGGUGUUUGGUCGAUGGGGCAUCUACGAUCCAAAUGAUGUGAGUAUGGACGCAUUGAUAAAAGCAUUGUCCGUUAUAUUUGACUUACUAAUGGACGAAGAUGAGCAAGCGUGCAUCACAGGCGUGGUACUAACAGGAGACUGCACGGGUCUGACGCUGCAGCAUGCUCUGGCCUUCACCCCGGGGCAUGCUAGGAAGUGCCUGUAUUUCUGGCAGGAGGGAUACCCGAUGCGGCCCAAGGGACUUAACUACAUCAACACCCCCGCUGCCUUCGACACUGUGUUUAAUAUCUUCAAAACUUUCAUGAAAGAGAAGAUGAAGAGGAGGACCCACUUCCAUGGCAGCGACUUAGACAGUCUGCAUAAAGAAGUACCCAAAGAGGUCCUACCAGUUGAGUACGGUGGCACCAAUGGGACCAUCGAAGAUAUUAAGAAAUAUUGGCUGCAGCGGGUGGAUGCUCGGCGGGACUGGCUCAUCGAGGAUGAGCAAUAUGGUGUGGACGAAUCUAAGCGGCCUGGAAAAGCCAAGACCUCAGCUGACCUUUUUGGUAUUGAGGGAUCCUUCAGGAAACUCAAUGUUGACUAAACUUCCAGUCAUUCUGUUUUACACGAUCUUGGUAGAGAGAAGAGGUUAUACAUGUGAUAACUUGCGACAAAGAUUUUUCAGAAGAAUGAAGAUGGAGUGAAGACAUAUUUAAAGAUAAAUAUUUUAGCCACUUUAUUACUCAGUUUAGUUUAAACAUUAAUGAAUACAGUCAAUUUGUUUACACAAACAUAAACAGCAGUUAUAGGUAAGACAAGAGAGGACAUCAUAACAAUAUAUGGCACUCAUAUUGUCUAAAGCCCUAGACAGUACACUGUACUGUAUUGCUCAUAAAUGAGAUCAGCUUGAAGAAAAAAAUAUAUAUAUACAGCAUUGCAGAUGAUUAUAAAAUAAACAAUCCUAGGAUGUUAGGAUUGUAUUAUUAUAGUGAACUUAUACAGUACUGUAUAAAGUACAGUACUUAACUAGUUAAUUAAUUUGAUAUUUAAAGGAGAUUAAAGAAUACUGUAGCUUAAUUUAGACUAUGAUUACCCCAUGCACCUUUGUUAUUCAAUUUAUGAAAUUGUACAAAAAAAAUUUUUUUUUAAGAAAAGCAGAAAAUCAAGCUAUCAAAAAUGUAUCAUUUAUCACCGUUUAUGACACUUUUCCUUAUUCUUGUAUCAAAAUACCUUAGUACCUGUACUACUAUGGUAACUUUAUGCAACUGCAAUAUAAAGAUUUACUCACAGACACACCUAUCUAUUAAAUACCUGUACUGUAAUGAGUUUAUUUCAACUAUUAACAUGAUACACUACUUCAGUGCAGAACUUCAGAAUAACAGAAAAACACCAAAAGUCAACAUAAACAAGUACAAAGAAAAGUUAUUAGGGUUGCAAAAUGAGUAGAAAUUUUUUCAAGAAUCACAAGGACAUGUAAUUAUCCAUUAGCAAAAUCGAUAAUGAUAAUUCAUAAUUUGGGAGCCACAUCCUUGUUCUCCAUGUUCAACACCACAUCUGUUAAAGGAGUCAUGAAGGAAAUAAAAAUUUUGAACAUUU
Homarus americanus (American lobster) is the source of this 2060-nucleotide messenger RNA. RefSeq names its product retinol-binding protein pinta-like. Lineage: Eukaryota; Metazoa; Arthropoda; Malacostraca; Decapoda; Nephropidae. Gene Ontology annotation, molecular function: phosphatidylinositol bisphosphate binding. The transcript is spliced from 7 exons. Gene Ontology annotation, cellular component: membrane. The coding region runs from base 133 to 1068 and encodes 311 amino acids. The record is from RefSeq and is a predicted model, not a curated record.